This is a messenger RNA of Salarias fasciatus (jewelled blenny), 1326 nucleotides long. RefSeq names its product uridine-cytidine kinase 1-like. The coding region runs from base 99 to 926 and encodes 275 amino acids. The record is from RefSeq and is a predicted model, not a curated record. Gene Ontology annotation, molecular function: kinase activity; ATP binding. The transcript has 7 exons. Lineage: Eukaryota; Metazoa; Chordata; Actinopteri; Blenniiformes; Blenniidae.
GUCAGUUCUCGCGAGAGCGGCGCGGUGUCACUCCAGCAGUUAGCACAGCUAGCGCACCUCCAGCCUUCUGUCGUCCUCCUCCUCCUAGCCAGACCGCCAUGGACGGUUCGGGAGCCUCCGGGGAGGCCGAGCGGCCUCGGCAUCACCCCUUUUUGAUAGGAGUCAGCGGGGGAACGGCCAGCGGGAAGUCUACAGUCUGCGCCAAGAUCAUGGAGCUGCUGGGGCAGCACAUGGUGGACCACCGCCAGAGGAAGGUGGUUAUCGUGAGUCAGGACUGCUUCUACAAAGUCCUGACCCCAGACCAGAAGGCCAAGGCCCUGAAAGGCCAGUACAACUUUGAUCAUCCAGAGGCAUUUGAUACCGAGUUAAUGUACCAGACCUUGAAGGAUAUCGCCGAGGGCCUUGUGGUUGAAGUGCCGACGUACGACUUCGUCACCCAUUCCAGGUUAGAGGACAGGAUCACGGUUUACCCGGCAGACGUCGUGCUCUUCGAAGGGAUCCUCGUCUUCUACCCGCAGAAGGUGCGCGACAUGUUUCACAUGAAGCUGUUCGUGGACACGGACUCGGACGUCAGGCUGUCUCGCAGAGUCCUGCGAGACAUGAGCAGAGGGAGAGACCUGGAGCAGAUUCUCGGUCAGUACACGACGUUCGUCAAGCCCGCCUUCGAGGAGUUUUGCUUACCGACUAAGAAGUACGCAGACGUCAUCAUUCCCAGAGGAGUCGAUAACAUGGUGGCUAUCAACCUCAUCGUGCAGCAUAUCCAGGACAUCCUGAACGGCGACCUGUGCAAGUGGCAGCGCGGCUCCAUGAACGGCCAGGGGCGGAGCCUGAAGCGGGCCAUCGGCGAGCAGAGCGACCUGCCGAACGGCGCCGCCAACCUGCCGGGGAAGCGAGUCCUGCUGGAGCCCAGCAGCCGGCCGCACUGAGCAAACGGAGCGGCAGUUUUGAGCCUCUGCUGCUUAUUUGUGCAUCGCGGAUGAGAAGUUUCUCAUCCGUUUUUAAACAUGACGACUUGCUGCGAGCAUCCAGCGCUGCAGAAUCACGUCAGUAUCAUUUCUUCUUUAAAUGUACAGUCUUCCCCGAUGCUCUCUUUUUAAUGUCAAAACAUGUUGCUGAGCUGGAAGGUCCUUGAAGUGGAUGGUAGAAUUCUCUGCACGCUCUCCCACCUGGACCUGACCACGAAAAGAAUGUUGUUAGUUGCUCUAAACGAGAUUCAUAUAUUUAAACUAUAGUAAUAUUAAGCUACUGUCUCACUGCGUUCGUUGUUUCUCUGUAUUUAUGUGGCAUUGAGGACUUAGCACUGCCUUAAGAUUUGUUGUUUUUUUU